Molecule: messenger RNA, 3004 nt
Organism: Microbotryum saponariae
Lineage: Eukaryota; Fungi; Basidiomycota; Microbotryomycetes; Microbotryales; Microbotryaceae
Source: the annotation of a GenBank genome assembly
AUGGCCAGGUCCAGAGAGGUGUACCCGAUACCGGACCAGCCCUACGCCUCGGGCUCAACCUCGCACCUCGCCCUGGCCUCGUCGAACUCGAGCGCGCACCCGUCAACGACGCCCAUCAUCAUCGACAAUGGCUCCACCACGCUCCGAGCCGGAUAUGCCGUCGAUCCUCACCCAAGUCUGAUCGUCGACAGCCUCAACUCGAGGUACCGCGACCGCAAGACGAAUCGGACCAUCAUGCUCGCCGGCCAGCACGUCUACGCCGAUGCCGCCAGUCGCAGCAACGUAAAGUCACCCCAUGAGAACGAUGUCGUCGUCAACUUUGACGUCAUGGUCAGUUUGCGAGGAGACUCACCUCUCGACGCUGCAUCUCCGUGCGCUCGUGCUCCUGCUGAAACCCCUGUCCCGUCCUCCCACCCCCCCCCCCCCCCCACAGGAGAACAUGCUCGACUACGUCUUUCACCAACUCGACAUAUCCUCGACCGACGCCAGCAUAGACCAUCCCAUCGUCAUGACCGAGGCCUUGGCCAACCCACACUAUGCUCGAUCACGUACGUCCCCCAACUCCAUUCUUGCUACCCCAACACGAGACUGAUCCCGAUCCAUUCGACCCAGUCAUGUCCGAACUCUUGUUCGAAGGCUACAACGCACCCUCGGUCGCAUACGGUAUCGAUUCCCUCUUCGCCUUCCACCAAUCCCCUUCUACAACCCAAGACGGACUCGUCAUUAGCUCGAGCACGAGUUCGACUCAUGUCGUUCCCGUUCUCGGAGGCAAGGCGAUCACCUCUGCCGCCAAGAAGUGAGCCGAGAGCGCACAGGGUCAAGCUGCGUCAAGGACCUCAUAUUCAACUUUGUUUCUUUUGUGACAGACUCAACUGGGGUGGAUCACAUGCGUCCGAAUACAUGCUCAAGCUCAUGCAACUCAAAUACCCCACCUUCCCCGGCAGGUUAUCCGGUUUUCAAGCGGGCGUAAGUUCGCACUCGUACAACUCGUCUGCACUUCUCAUAGGCGACUGACUGAGACCAUUGUGGUGACCCUACAGUGCAUCUAUCGCCAACAUUGCUACGUCUCGGAAGACUAUCGUGCCGACCUGCAGGCCAUGGCCGACCCUGCCAAAAUGGUGGACGUGAAUCGGAUCGUACAAUUCCCCUUCAUCCCUCCGGCUCCGGUGCGUAGCUCGGCAGAGUUCAGCUCAACAACGUACCCGGUCGCUGAGGUCUCUUUUCCCCCCCUCUAGAUCGUGGAGGAGAAGACGGAAGAAGAAUUGGCGAGGGCCGCGGACAAGAAGAAGGAAAGUGGACGACGAUUACAAGAGCAAGUGCAAAAGCAGAGGUCGGAAAAGGUUCGCGUUCCGAGGUUCUCGCCCCCCCUCGCCCCCCCUCGAACGUACUCUCAGCUCACUUUCGCCUGGAUCCUUAAACCAGAUGGCACGACAAGAAGAAGAACUCUUGACGUUCGGAGAGCUGCGAGCUUCCAGAGCGGGCUGCCGUCGGGUCGAUUUUGAGAAGCGUUUGAAAGCCGCUGGAUUCACUUCUGAGGAGGAUUUGGACGAGUACCUCAAGAAGGUGGAAAAGAGUUUGACCAAAGCGAGGAAUAAGGAUUUGGGGAUCAUUGAAGAUGAUCAGAAUAAGGUUCGUGGUGAGGUGAAGGAUUGUGCAUAUAGGUGGGGAAAGAUGCCUGAUCUUUCUGGACUGUCGAACAUGGUGCAGGAACCGCCGGUGUUCCCUCUCGUCGAUGUGCCCGACCAUACGUUGAAUGAAGCCGAUCUCAAGGAGAAGCGACGACAACGCUUGAUGAAGGCCGGGUACGACGCGAGGAUCCGUAUGAAGGCUGAGAAGGAGCAGGAGAACUUGAUUGAGCAGGAGCGAAGGAGGUUGGAUGACGAGAAGCGCAGAACGGACUUUGAGGGCUGGAUCGGGGGGAUGAGGAAGGAACAUGAGGUGAGAAAGUCAUCUCUUUAUAUGAACUUUGAAUGGAAACUUACGGAGAGGAUUCAUCCCGUUGUGCCUGUGCACAGGACGUGAUGAACAAGAUCAAAGAAGGCAAGAAGCGAAGGCAACAACUUGGCGAUCGCAAAUCCUUGGCUGCGCAAAACCGAAUGAAGAACAUCGCCAACCUCGCCAGCGACGCCAACACCCCUGGAGGAGGCGGGGGACCCAAAAAGAGGAAAAAGACGGAACAGGAUGACGGGUUCGGGAAGAACGAUGAUGAUUGGGCCGUGUAUCGUGAGAUCGUACGUCGCUGGAUCAUGCAACUUCGAGUCUGUCGUCUGCAUGGAAGCUGAUACCGCAUGGGUCACAACGAACAGGGACCGGCAGACGACUCGGACGACGAGGAAGACGACCAGAUUUUUCUGAACGCGAUUGAAGCCAGGCUUCUGGAACAUGAUCCCAACUUUAGCCUCGACGAUACCGCCGUGCGUCUGGCCCAACGACGUCACCGAUUGCUCAAUGCGUUCGUUCGAGGUCUCGCACCCGACGACCCGCUCGACACGUACGAUCCUGAAUCGAUCGAGCACAACUCGCAAUUGCAUCUCAACGUCGAGAGGAUCCGUGUACCCGAAGUGGUGUGGCAACCUGGGCUGGCGGGCGUCGAUCAAGCUGGGCUCGGGGAGAUCUUGGAGAAUGCGUUGAGGGCUUAUCCGCAAGAGGUCAAAGAUCGGUUGACCAAUGUGAGUCGGCGGCUGCUCAUUGAGGUCAUGGUCUUGUCUUGACUGAAUGGAGAGACUCUCUGUCACAGAACAUCUUCGUGACCGGAGGCAACACCCUCAUACCGCAAUUCGACACCCGCUUACGAGCGACCUUACGUCCCAUCCUCUCCGUCGCUGCACCACUCAACAUCGUUCGAGCCGCACCAGAUUCGCUCGACGCUUGGAGAGGGAUGGCCAAAUGGAGUCAAGGUGGUGGAGGAGGGGAUUCGUAUGCGAAGGCGAGGAUCACGCGGGCGGAAUAUCAAGAGUAUGGCGCGGACUGGUUCAAGGGACAUGAGUGGGGAAAUCAGCCUUGA